AUGUCCUUCGCAAGCUAUUCGUUUGAUGGGACCGUCCAGGCAAUUCCCCUGGUGGAAACCAACCAUCAGAGAGCCCUCCGCCCAGUCUUCAUCAAGCAGCGCAAACUGGGCGGCAAACGGGGCAAGACUUUGCGAGCUUUUUCCAGGUUCGUCCUAGUACCCGUUGUCGAGAUCGCCUUAAUCCUCGACGACGACGACGACGACGACGACAGCGACGCCGACUAUGACGACGACGACAGCGACGUGUCCACCGUCAUCGAUAUCGGCCUCGCCCACUGGGGUGUACAAGUGGGAGACUAUCUGUGGGAGCUUCACACCGACCGGAAGCAUGCCAAGACGCUCUCGAUGCAGAGACUCACCAGGUCGCAAAUUUGGAGGGCGGACGUGGGAGAAGAGGAGGUCGGCAACACCAAUAUGACUGAUGUAGAGAUUGACAGAGCAGCCCAUGCUGCACUCGAGAAGAUGAAGACGAAGUGCGGAGGCAAAUACAGCCAGGUUGGCAAUAACUGUCACGAUUUUACUCCAAGGGCACUGUGGCGAGCGAGUACGGCCGCCCUGAAACUCGUCGCCAGAGCUGUGACGCUGCCAUACUACCAGCUCUUCCGGCAGAUGACCCUUCUCCCGGUGCGCUCCAUUGCAGCCAGCGUCAGGGAUGGCGACGACCCCGAAGUCAUCGCCAAGAAGCUGCGUCUAUGGAGGGAGAGAAAGUCUGCCGAAUUCCAGAUAGUUCAAGUCGCUGGAACCCUUCUUGCCGCCGCCGUCAUCGGCUCCUUCUCGUGGGACGGCAGCCAACAGCCGCACUGGAUCGGCCCCGCGGCUUGGUAUUGCUCGCUCAUCCUGUCCUUCUCGGCGGUGCUCCUCGCGUCCUCGCAGGCCUCCAUCUUCCGGGCCGUCAGCGACUCGGUCAGCCGCGAGCAUGGCUUCUCGCUCGUCCAGGAGCUAGCCUUGGUGAUGGCGGUCCAGCGCACGGAAGAUGACGCGGAGCUGCCGCUUACUCGAGGCUUGGAGUCUGCUCGGGUGCGGUGGAACCUCGUUUUUAUCUGGCAGGCUCCGACCAUGAUGAUGUCGUAUUCUAUCAUCGGGUUCCUCGUCGGGCUGGUAGUCUACGUGACUGCUCCGCUGUACAACCAGGAGUCUUUUCAUGGCUCGAGCAAGGCCGCCGUCGUGUUUCUGCUGUGCGCGGGCAUCUCGGGCUCCAUGUUCAUGUGGUGUUCCUUUUGGGGAUACAGAUUCGAGGAUCCCCAAACGAGAAUCUUCUAA
Messenger RNA from Thermothelomyces thermophilus ATCC 42464, 1260 nucleotides. RefSeq lists its product as uncharacterized. The record is from RefSeq and is a predicted model, not a curated record. The transcript has 5 exons. Lineage: Eukaryota; Fungi; Ascomycota; Sordariomycetes; Sordariales; Chaetomiaceae. The coding region runs from base 1 to 1260 and encodes 419 amino acids.